Messenger RNA from Thermochaetoides thermophila DSM 1495, 1272 nucleotides. Its product is annotated as putative peptide chain release factor. The transcript is spliced from 2 exons. Gene Ontology annotation, molecular function: translation release factor activity. The record is from RefSeq and is a predicted model, not a curated record. The coding region runs from base 1 to 1272 and encodes 423 amino acids. NCBI's taxonomy places the organism in Eukaryota, Fungi, Ascomycota, Sordariomycetes, Sordariales, Chaetomiaceae. Gene Ontology annotation, biological process: translational termination.
AUGGGUGUGUCGGAGCUGCGCGCGGUCGCUGAAGCGCGCCAGCACGUUCUGGAUGGCUCCUCUUACACAAUAUCGCAGCUGCCACCAGCCCUCCUCGAGCGCGCUCGUCGAUUGGCAGACGAACACACCAAAUUGACCAAAGAGUUAGAGCAGGACUUCGACCCUAAGAAAGCGAAGCGCGCCGGCGAGAUCUCACGGAUUGCCGAGGCCCUGAAGCAGUUCGAAAAAGCUAAGGCUGCUCUGGGAGAACUACAAGGCCUACUUCAAUCAGACGACCGAGAACUGCGAGAAUUGGCCGAAGAUGACCUCGAGGCGACCAAUGCCCAGCUCGCCGAGUCAACGCACAACCUGUCAGCCGCCUUGACCCCAAAACAUCCCUUCGCCGAUAUGCCCUGCCUGAUCGAAUUUGUGCCCGGGCCAGGCGGUACGGAGGGACGUUUCUUCGCGGAUACGCUCUUUAAAAUGUACAAGGCCUACUGCACCAACAAGGGCUACCGGCAUCGGGUAGUCAAGUACGAAGCCUCAGAUAGCGACGGGCAGACCAGCUCCGAGGGCGAGAUUGCACUACAAGAAGCAGUUUUGGAAGUCCAAGAGCCUGGCGCAUACGCCAUCUUCCGCGGCGAAGCUGGCAUGCACCGGGUACAGCGCGUGCCAGACACAGAAAAAAGUGGACGCACCCAUACCAGCGCCGUAGCUGUCUGGGUGCUGCCGUCCUUCCCCGAAAACACCACCUCCGAACAAGAAGCCGACUGGGACAACCCCGAAAGCGACUUCUACGUCAAUCCGGCCGAGGUCAAGGUCGAAGUGAUGCGUGCCCGCGGCGCAGGUGGGCAGCACGUCAACAAGACGGAGUCGGCCGUCCGCUUGACUCACAUCCCAACCGGCACGACGGUCAGCAUGCAAGACUCGCGGUCGCAGCAGCGUAACCGCGACGUGGCCUGGCGACUACUGCGGUCACGGCUCGCACAGAAGCGGCGUGAGGCCCGAGAGGAGCAGGCCCGGCAGCUGCGCGACAGCGUGCUGGCGAGGAGUCAGAUCACACGCGGCGACAAGAUCCGCACGUAUAACUACCAGCAGGACCGCUGCACUGAUCAUCGGAGUGCACUGGAUGCUCAUAACCUACCUGAUGUCCUUCGUGGCGGUGAAACCCUGGAUAAGAUCAUCCAGAGUGUGCAUGUCUGGUUGGUCAACCAGGAUAUUCAGGCGCUCAUUGCUGAGGAAGAGGCGGCGGCUUCCAAGGCUGCUAAGGCGAAUAAGAAGUCGGGCAAAUAG